Blepharisma stoltei is the source of this 862-nucleotide messenger RNA. Lineage: Eukaryota; Ciliophora; Heterotrichea; Heterotrichida; Blepharismidae. The record is from the annotation of a GenBank genome assembly.
AUGCAAAAAUCUAAGAAAUCUAAAAGCUGUGGCUGUUUCAGGAUUUUAUUUAAGUCACAAAAGAAAAAGAAUGCAGAAGAAUAUAUAGAGGUUUCCUCUAUAUAGCGCUAAAAGCGCAGACAUUUUCCCAGGAGCUUUCCAAGUUCGUCGGACUAAAUCGCUUUUUGGUCCGACCAAGGCAUUUGAUUUGGUGCAACCUACCGAUAAAUUCCGAUCAGAAUUUAUCGGCCUUACAGCGCCAAACAUAGGAAACUUCUAUAGCUCAAAUAAGAGAAAAUCCCCAAUUCAGCCACCUACUAAUAACCUUCAAAAUUCUUCAAGUCAUCCUUCAGACUUACCUGCAGAUCGAAAAAUUAAAACCGAUACAAAUUUUUACCAACCCCAAAAGCACAUACCUAAUGAAAAAAAUUAUCCUUUAUAUCAAACAUAUUAUAAAUCAACCAUAGUAUCAAAUCAUUCAUACGGAAAUACAUCUUUCCAAAGAGCUCAAUCAAUUCCUGCAAGCAAUAAACCUCCUAGUCUUAACUAUGAAUCUAGGCCAGAUUCUCAAGACUUAAAUCUACAAGUAAAUACGUGAAAACAGUCAAUUCCACCUUUUCAUGAUAUAAGUGGAAUUGGCUUCAACAAUUUUCAACAGAUUUCUCCAAGGCCCUACAGCCAAAAUAGUGUACCUAAUCUUUUUGACACUCAAAAACUAAAAAAGAAGCCUUUAGGGUCUCUACCACCUUUAGUUCCUGCAAUGCCUUGGAGAUUUAAAAGGAAUAAUGGACUUCCUUCUGCAAGAGAGAAUAAUAAAUUUGAUAAUAUAUUAGAAGACUUAAAGAAAGAAAUUGAAGAAGAACCCAGAGUUUUAAUUGAUUAA